AUGGCCCAAACCCCCGCCGAUCUGGACACCUCCCUGGCCCUCAAACUCAUCCCAAUGGUUGAGCUCAAGGAAGACGCCAGCAAUUUCGAAGAGUGGGAGCACUCCGUCAGCUUCCACCUCAACUACCACCGGCUCGACUGCUCCAUUGACCCCAUCCCCAGAAUUCCUCAGAUAUUCCCCUCGGCUACGCCGAAUUUGUUCGUCUUCGUCUGCGUCGCUUGUUUUCGUAUGCCCUCAUCUGGAACUCGGCCAAAGUGGCGCUUCCCGGCCUGA
Molecule: messenger RNA, 273 nt
Organism: Sordaria macrospora k-hell
Lineage: Eukaryota; Fungi; Ascomycota; Sordariomycetes; Sordariales; Sordariaceae
Source: RefSeq, a predicted model, not a curated record